AUGUCCGUUGUCCCGUUGAGUUCACCUUUGUCGUCAUCGGGCAACAAUGUUAAUAUUAAUCACAAUGCAAAUGAUUCAUCAAGCGUAUCGUCUCUUCUUGUCGACUAUUCGUUAUUAAAUUCAAUCAUUGAAUCCAAUCAAUUUGAAAAAACUCUUGAACUCUAUUCCUUAAUGUUAAAUACAUCAUUCAAUUACGAAAAUAAAAUCUCUCUUGAGAUUUUCAUCAAAGAACUCUUACAUGAAUGUUCAACAGCAAAUUUAUCCACUGAUUAUCAAGAAUUAACGAAUAUUUUACAAAAAGAAUCGUUUCAUUCAUUAAUUUCUUCGUAUGAUUUAAUUCUUGAACAUUAUUUUCGUGAAAAAUCAUCAAAAGAAGCCGAUAAAGACGAACAAAGUUGUAUUGUUUCCCUUUCAUCUUCAUCAAAAGUGAUCGAUGAAGAAAAAGAAAAUUCGACCUAUGCAACGAAAUUAUCCGAAUACAAUGUCAGUCGAUUGAAAAUUGUUCGUUUAGAAAAACGACAAGGUGAACCAUUAGGUGCAACAAUAUGUCGUUUAUCCGAACAUGAUUAUCGAAUAUCCAUUGCUCGAAUUGUCUUCGGAAGUAUUGCACAAGGUUUAUUUUCAAUUGGUGAUCAAUUACUUGAAAUCAAUCAUAUUUCAAUUCAAUCAGAAUAUCGAACAUUAGAUGAAAUUGUUCAAUUAAUUGAUUCUCUUCAAGGUACAAUUACAUUUCUUCUUCUUCCUUCAUCCGAUCUUCGAAAUAAUUCUCUUGGUAAAACUAAUCCAAUAUUUCAAUCGAAUCAAGAUGAUUGUUCAUCAGUUUAUGUUCGAACAUUAUUUUCUUAUGAUCCAUAUGAUGAUAUGUAUAUUCCAUGUCGUGAAUUAGGUCUUUCAUUUGAAGAAAAUUCCAUUUUACAUAUUGUUAAUCAAGAUGAUCAAUCAUGGUGGCAAGCUUUUCUUAUGGAAAAUGAAGAAAAUAAGAAGAAACAACAAUAUCCAGGUCUUAUUCCUUCGAAACAAUUUCAAGAGAAACGUUUGAAGAUUGUCAAAUGUUUACUGGAUGAAGAAACAAUUCAAACGAAAAAGAAAUUGAAAAAAAAGAAAAUUUGCAAAUCGAUUUCUCAACAAUCAACUCGACAGAAAAUCUUAACAACAUUCAGUUUUGGAAUUUAUGAACCUGUUGAAUGGUUUCUUCCAAAUUCCACACGUAAACGACCGAUUGUGUUAAUUGGUCCACCACAUAUUGGUCGACAUGAAUUACGACAACGUUUAAUGAAUUGUUUAGAAUUAUCUUCAUUAAUUGAUGUUGCUGUUCCACAUACAACACGUACGAAAAAAGAUGAUGAAAUCGAUGGACGAGAUUAUCAUUUUAUAACACGUUCACAAUUUGAAAAAGAUAUUUCAAAUGAUUUAUUUGUUGAACAUGGUGAAUAUGAAAAGAAUCUUUAUGGAACAUCAAAAUCAGCGAUUGAAAUAUGUUGUCAAACAUUGAAUAAAAUUUGCAUUUUAAAUUUAUUACCUGAAGGACUCGAUUCAUUGAAAUAUUCCAAUCUUUUACCUUUUGUUAUUUAUAUGAAAAUUCCAUCGACAAUUCACAAAUUAAGAGAAUAUUUUUAUGUUAAUGAACAACAAUGGAAUGAAAUUGAAACAAAAACACAUCUUAUUGAAGAAAAUUAUUCUUAUUUAUUUGAUAAAAUUCUUUUUUUAAAUGAUUCAUUUGAAUCAAUUUUUUCACAAUUGAAGAUUUUAGUUCAAGAUGUACAAAUUAAACCUAUGUGGGUUAAUCAAUGUUGGUUUUCUCCUAGAGAACGUUUUUAA
Messenger RNA from Adineta ricciae, 1818 nucleotides. Lineage: Eukaryota; Metazoa; Rotifera; Eurotatoria; Adinetida; Adinetidae. The record is from the annotation of a GenBank genome assembly.